Messenger RNA from Penicillium concentricum, 234 nucleotides. Its product is annotated as hypervirulence associated TUDOR domain-containing protein. NCBI's taxonomy places the organism in Eukaryota, Fungi, Ascomycota, Eurotiomycetes, Eurotiales, Aspergillaceae. The transcript has 3 exons. The record is from RefSeq and is a predicted model, not a curated record. The coding region runs from base 1 to 234 and encodes 77 amino acids.
AUGGGUGAUAACAAAGUUACAGACAAACACGGCAAUGUUAUUAAUCCCGGCGAUUAUGUUGGAACCAGGAUUCGCGGCGGAACGCAUGAAGGACCUGUGGAAGAGAUAAUCACAGACAAGCAACGAGCAGAAGAGGUUAAUGUGAAAAAUCCGCCAAAAGUACGCUUCCAGAACAAGGAUGGUAAAAUGGUGGCCCACAAUCCAGGCACCCUGGAACUCGACUACACCCAAUAA